CCGAUCAACAUAAAGGAUACCCUGUAAACAUUUUUGGUCUCUUUUUAUUCAUACACACAAAACAUUCCUUUCUUAUAUACACUAAAUAUUUUCCUUUUAUAUUAAAAAAUUUUCCAGCUUGGACCGUGGCGGCUGCUGUACUCGUAGUGCUGAUGGUCUUGGUUUGCUGCUUCAGGACAAAGAUAUUAUAUCCUUUGUGUUGGAAGGAAAAUCCGACACAUCGCGUUAUUGAGAACAUUUUGAAGGAACAGGGACCCCUUACCACAGCCAGGUUCAGUUAUUUAGAGGUUAAGAAAAUGACCAACUCUUUCAGAAAUAAAUUAGGACAAGGGGGAUUUGGUAGCGUGUACAAAGGGAAAUUACAUGAUGGACGUGUUGUUGCAGUAAAAAUUUUAUCUGUAUCUAAAGGCAACGGAGAAGAAUUCAUCAAUGAAGUUGUGAGUAUUAGUAGGACUUCACAUGUUAAUAUCAUUAGACUUUUAGGAUUUUGUUUUGACAAUACUCACCGGGCUCUAAUAUACGAGUUUAUGCCUAAUGGAUCUCUUGACAAGUUCAUCUAUGAAGACAAAAAUGCAUCAAAGGAUGUUCAACAUCUGGAUUGGAAAAUAUUAAAUGAUAUUGCAAUUGGCAUUGCUCGUGGAUUAGAGUACUUAUAUAGAGGCUGCAACACUAGAAUUUUACAUUUUGACAUAAAACCUCACAACAUAUUACUGGACGAGGAUUUCUGUCCAAAAAUUGCAGAUUUUGGACUUGCAAAAGUGUGUCCUAGAAAAGAAAGUAUGGUAUCCAUAUUUGGUGCCAGAGGAACUGCAGGAUAUAUUGCUCCAGAGGUUUUUUCCAGAAACUUUGGUGCUGUGUCACACAAAUCAGAUGUUUAUAGUUAUGGAAUGAUGAUCUUAGAAAUGGUUGGAAGAAGAAAGAAUAUUAAGACAAAAGUAGACCGGUCGAGUGAAAUAUACUUUCCUCAUUGGAUUUAUAGUCGUCUUGAAUCAAAUUCAGAUCUUGGUUUAGAAAAUGUGAGAAAUGAAAGUGAAGAUGAAAUGGUGAGAAAGAUGACAAUAGUGGGCUUGUGGUGCAUACAAAGUCAUCCUUCAACUCGACCAACCAUAAGCAAAGUGAUGGAAAUGUUAGAAAGUAAAGUUGAUUUAUUGCAAAUUCCACCUAAACCAUUUUUGUCUUCUCCUUCACCAUCUCCGCACAAUUUGUCAUAUGAAAGUUUUAGUUUAUAA
Molecule: messenger RNA, 1229 nt
Organism: Vigna umbellata (rice bean)
Lineage: Eukaryota; Viridiplantae; Streptophyta; Magnoliopsida; Fabales; Fabaceae
Source: RefSeq, a predicted model, not a curated record